Lobosporangium transversale is the source of this 637-nucleotide messenger RNA. RefSeq lists its product as hypothetical. The transcript has a single exon. The annotation marks the transcript as partial. Lineage: Eukaryota; Fungi; Mortierellomycota; Mortierellomycetes; Mortierellales; Mortierellaceae. The record is from RefSeq and is a predicted model, not a curated record.
UACGGAGGGAAGACCGCCGCGAAGACAUGACUGCGGUUGUGCCACUACCUGAUGGCAAAGAUGAUGUCACUGGAACUAAGACUGUCAUAGACGAGGCGGCAGGUUGCGAUGAAGGUGCUGAAGUAACAUUAGGUGAGGCUUCCAGAAUGAGAUGGCUUUGCUUUUGGCAUGAUGAAGACUGGCAGCGUGGUCGCAAUUGAUGGUGGUAUUGAUCAUGGCUUUGGUCAUGGUUGGAACCCUCCUCUAUGGGUUCGUUAUGAGGCGUCGAAGACCCUGGAAGGGCUUGACUGUGAAUCUCCUCCGUAAGAUGGUUUGCUUCAUCAAUGUUGUCAUCACCAUGUGGUGUCACGCUAAUACCCGGCGUACUCAUGUGUUGACCAAAGACAGUAGUUGAUUGUAGUGGUAGAGUGCUUGGGCUCAAGGGUGGGAAUUCAUGCUCCGACUUUAACUUGACCAAUUGGUGGUCCUGGUGGGGUUGGAAGCUUAGGAUAGAUGGUAUACUUGGAGAGCCUUGCAUUAGAUGGUUGCUACUAUUGCUGCUGUUUGAAUUGCUAUUACUAUGGUAUUGGUUAUUUAACUUGAAAGGACGGCUAGUUGAUGAUGGGGAUGAUGGCGUUGGUCCUGUAGCAGAUGGAUG